UUAAUUGUUCAACAAUUAUGACAACUUGAUAUGACCAUAGUUUAUACGUAAUAUAUAUGAUUGAGUCUGGAUAUUAUAUCUAUAGAGUUAAAGCUUACGCUGACAACUUAUAUAUUUUAUGAAAAUACAAGUGUUGAAUAUAUUUCUAUCAGAUCUCAGCUACGUUAUUGUAUAAGUUUAAGUGGUAGUCAAUUUAUAUACAAACAAAUAUAGAGAGUUUGUAAUGACAGAUUGUCACGAGUUAAUUACUUAAAUUAGUUGUGUGGGUUAUUAACACUAACGUCUUGUAUAUUUGUGAUUUUGGAUGCAGAAAUAAGGAAGAUGUGUAGAAAGUUAAACUAAGGUUUUUCCUACACGUUUUAUCAUUAUUCUUUAUAUAGCGACUAACCAGCGAAUCACAUGCUUGUUUACGACCCUGAUAUAUUUACAACCACGAUCCAAGUACUUGUGUGUUUAGCUGUCAUUGUAAUUGUAGCUAUAGCCAUGUCGAACAAGGAUAACAAGAAAACCCUACCCCCGGGACCCAGGCGGUACCCUGUACUGGGUAAUUUAUCGCAACUUAAAGGGGACGAGAUGUUUUAUGUGAAACUGAACGAGAUGCGCAAAACUCACGGAGAUGUUCUUUAUUUACAACUAGGGGCUGUCAAAAUGCUCGUAGUAUUCGGACAUGAUAAGGUAAAAAAAGUGUUGCAAGAUCAAAAGGAUAAUUUUAAAUACCGACCAAUAUGGUUAGUGGAGAUUAAAACCCUGGACCUUACAAAAGGUAUUGUUUGGUCCAACGGUUUACAAAACGACAAAAUACGAACAUUUGCUCUGCCCGCGGUCUUUCCCGGGCUUGGACCCGUAACACUGACCCAGAGAGUUCAGAUCGAGGCUGAAAUGGUCGUUAAAGCUCUUCUUACAGAAAAGGGAGACUCGUCGACAUUAAAGAAAAUAUUUUACAACGCCAUUUGUAAUAUCAACUGCGGGCUGAUCUUUGGAUCAAGGUACGAGUACGCGGACACAGAGUUUCAAGAGUUUAUCGGUUUAAUGGAUCAGCUUCUGCAGCGACAAGGAAUUAAGAAUCCUCUCAACUUUUUCCCUGUUUUACAAAAACUGCCAGACUCAAAAAAGACAAAAGAAAGUAGAUGUGUCAUUUCGAAGGUAUCAGAAUUCAUUCAUACCAAAAUUCAGACGGCACGAGAAACAUUUAACAAAGAAAAUAUCACCAGCCUUGUAGAUCUUUACCUAGCACAGGAGGGAGAAGAAAAUUGUGUCACAGAGGAGAAUAUUUGUCAUAUUGUACGAGAUUUUUUCGUGGCGGGGACUGAAAAUGUUGCUAUAGGUCUAGUAUGGCUGAUUGGUUACAUGGUCACACAUACAGAUGUACAAGAAAAAUGUCGUCAGUACAUAUUACAGACGACAGAAGAUAACAAGACGAUAUCUAUGGAAGACAUAGAAAAAGUCCCGUAUAUAGAAGCAACCGUUCAAGAGGUUCUUCGAUUGGCUAACAUAGCACCACUGUCGGUCCCGCAUGCCGUUCACGAGGAGGUUGAAUUUGAGGAGUUCUUAAUUCCGAAAGAUACAAUGGUAUUAACUCAUCUACAGUCCGUGCACGUUGAUCCCACGUGCUGGGAGGAUCCUGAUACAUUUAAUCCGGACAGAUUUAUCAAAGACGAUAAAUUGGAUAAAAAAGAAGCAUACAUGCCAUAUUCAAUAGGAUCGAGAUAUUGUCUAGCUGCCAAACUUGCUCAAAUGGAACUUCUCAUUACAUUAAGCACUCUUUUGAAACAUUUUAAAUUUACUGAUGGUCCGCAGACAUUAAUAUAUACACAGCCUGGUGCUUUCGUUGAACCGAAAACGUUCUGUGUAAAGUGGACGCCAGUUGAAUCAGAUAAAUAGACAGAGUCUAAAUCAUAGAUGGGAUCUAUAAACUUAUUAUGCAAACAUGUUUAACACAGCCCUGAACUUACAGGCGCAUAUUUAGAAUAUGAAAUAUCGUGUCUAUUCACAGAUCUUAAGCUUAUAGCUUCCUCUACAAUCGAACUAAGUUCUGAAUUAUCUAAAUAAUUGAAAUUAUGUACAGGAAAUCCAUUGGUUAAUUAACUAACCCUUAACUGGAAUGUUAUUUGAUAGCUUUUGUUAAAGGAGAAAACUACCACGAGCUAUUGCAGCUCUUGGUGUAAUUCUUUUCUGCUUUAAUGUGCAAAAUAUCUACAUGUGUAUAUAUCUUAAAUAAAAAAAUAUGCUUAAACUUA
Molecule: messenger RNA, 2237 nt
Organism: Ruditapes philippinarum (Manila clam)
Lineage: Eukaryota; Metazoa; Mollusca; Bivalvia; Venerida; Veneridae
Product: cytochrome P450 2J4-like
Exons: 8
Coding region: 400-1881 (493 amino acids)
Biological process (GO): xenobiotic metabolic process
Cellular component (GO): cytoplasm; intracellular membrane-bounded organelle
Molecular function (GO): oxidoreductase activity, acting on paired donors, with incorporation or reduction of molecular oxygen, reduced flavin or flavoprotein as one donor, and incorporation of one atom of oxygen; heme binding; iron ion binding
Source: RefSeq, a predicted model, not a curated record